Molecule: messenger RNA, 1842 nt
Organism: Rubroshorea leprosula
Lineage: Eukaryota; Viridiplantae; Streptophyta; Magnoliopsida; Malvales; Dipterocarpaceae
Source: the annotation of a GenBank genome assembly
AUUUUCUCUCCGCAGACACGCACACACACCCUGCAAAUGUUUUUGACCCAAACAAAAAUGGUUUCGUAGUUUGAAUUUAGGUGCAAUCCAGUUUAGUUGUUCUCUUUAUGUGCUAAUCAUGUCCAACUCCAACGCCAUAGCCAAUGGAGUGGCGGGAGCUGGUGGUGGUAUCAUUGCUCAGAUUAUCACUUAUCCACUGCAAACAGUAAAUACGCGACAACAAACGGAGAGAAUCACCAAGAAAGGCCGCCUCUCCAGUCAACCCAAACCCGCCGCCGGCAGCACUCUUCUUCAAAUACUCCACGUCAUACGAACUGAAGGAUGGGGAGGACUUUACAGUGGCCUUAAGCCUUCUCUAUUUGGGACUGCUGCUUCCCAGGGCAUUUACUACUACUUUUAUCAGGUCUUCAAAAAUAAGGCUGAGGCAAUUGCAGCUGCUCGAAAAGACAGAGGAUAUGGAGAUGGUACUGUUGGCAUGUUUUCUUGGCUUAUUGUAGCUGCUAUUGCAGGGUCCUUGAAUGUAUUGUUGACAAACCCAAUAUGGGUUCUUGUGACUCGUAUGCAGACUCAUACUCAAGCAGAGAGGAAAAUUAUGGAAGAAAAAAGGAAAGCUCUAUUGAGUGAAGCUUCUAUAAGCAGUUCAAUUGGCUCAGGAUUGCAACACAAACUGGUUGAACUUGAUUCUAUAAAACCUCAUCCAUAUGGUACUGUUGAUGCGGCACGUGAAGUUUAUAAUGAAGCAGGAAUACUUGGAUUUUGGAAGGGGAUUAUCCCUACACUUAUUAUGGUAUGUAAUCCGUCCAUCCAAUUCAUGAUAUAUGAGACCUCAUUAAAGCACCUAAAGGCGAAACGUGCAGCUAAUAAGCAUGGAUUGAAAAGUGUAUCAGCUUUGGAGGUCUUUGUUCUAGGUGCAUUGGCAAAACUGGGAGCAACUGUCACAACCUACCCCUUGCUCGUUGUCAAGUCAAGGCUUCAAGCAAAGCAGGAAAUUGGUGGGAAUAUCUCACUAAGAUACUCAGGUACAAUUGAUGCAAUAAUUAAAAUGAUCCGACAUGAGGGAUUGCCAGGCUUUUACAAGGGGAUGAGCACAAAGAUAGUACAGAGUGUUUUUGCAGCUUCUGUACUUUUCAUGGUCAAGGAGGAGCUUGUCAAGGCUUACAUGAUCCUUACUCAUAAGAGCCAGAAAGUUCUAUUGAAGUUGAAAAAUUAAUUUUUACAGGUAUCUUUAAAAUGGAUCGAACAUUCAAAACAGGGGCUCUUCGGCUGAUUGUAAUCAACUAUGAAUUACUUUUGUAGGAUAUAUAUAUAUAUAUAUAUAUAUAUACUUAAAAUUGAUGAAAAUUUUAGCCAUGCAAUAUCCCUUCCUGUGUAGUACAGAAAAGAAGAUGACGUGCAAAUUUUGUAUUUGCACUCUGUAAUAAGGAAAGUACAUGUAAUCCUUGUUUCUGACCAAGUUGCAUUGUUAUUUUUGUUUUUCUUUGACGACACUCUACAAGCAGAAAGUAAGUAAUGUUAGUUAUUUUAUCAUCUGAGCAUGAUAGAGCAGAAGGGAAGGGAAGGGAAGGGAAGGGAAGAGUCCUUUUCCAUUGUUUGUUGGUCUUAUUUAUAUAUGGCAUAACACUCUACAGGUUGUAUUGUAACAUGCUUCUAUUGCUGUCUUCAGAGCAAUUAAGCAAUGAACUUCACAGUUCACAGGAGUUGGAGAAUCUAUUUCGUUGCUUUUUGGGUCUUCUGGCUCUGUUAGUCUUCUGCCUUUCUAUGUUGACAUUUUCAAUGAGAUGUGUCUUGGCUUAUGUGCUUGUACAAUUGGCUCGCUUUGCGGAAUAGAUGAUAAUGAUUGCU